Molecule: messenger RNA, 1284 nt
Organism: Peronospora matthiolae
Lineage: Eukaryota; Oomycota; Peronosporomycetes; Peronosporales; Peronosporaceae
Source: the annotation of a GenBank genome assembly
AUGGAGCCCGAGGAGCUCCAGGCGGAACCUCGCUGGUCGAGCAUCCGUUACCCGCCUCACCCUCUUCCUGCACAGUGGAAACCUGCGACAGACGAGCAGCUGAUGCAGUUGGUGACGCAGUCGACGGCCAGUGGCGAGCGGUUUCCGGUUGGCGUCAAUUGGCUCGAGGUCUCUCGCGUCGUGCGACGCUCUCCCGUGGACUGUGUGAAGCGCUAUGCGAGUUUGCAUGAGGCGCGAGAGCGGUAUGAAGCACUGGGAGGGAAGGAACAAGAUCUGGAAGUCAAAUUGGAAGCAAAAGGAGAUGAUUUAUUCGCUGAGAAAGAGGUGGGAGGAGGUUUGUCCGACAGUGGGGACGAGUUUUUCGAGGAACAGUCGCUCAGCGACUUUGCGACGCCUGUGGCCUCACCUAAAUUGGAAUCGCUGGAUUUAUCGGAGGAUUUUACGCCGAGUAGACCCACGUCUCCUGAGUCCUCGCCACCGUUUGCAGUUACUCGACUCAAUAGUGGCAGACAAGCAGAAACUGCUGUUCCGGGAAGAAGCCCCUUUCGAUGGGAAAGUCUGGUAGAUGACCCGAACUACAACACACCCAUGCUAAAUUCGCCACCGAGCUUGCGUCAUAAAGAAAGGCUACAAAGCCGCUUUGGAUCUGAGGAUGAGGAAGGGAGAGACUUGUCGUUGGCAUUAUCGCCAAGAUUGUCGUCACGAGGGCUUAAGUCGCCUCCCCGAACGCAGAGCCACGUCAGCGAAAUGAGAGCUAAUCCGAACUACCCAGCUUCUGUUCUCACACAUGCGUUCAAGGGGCUUAUCAUGAGCGCACUGCCUGUAUGUGCACCUCAUACCGGGUCUCCUCGAGUAAGGAAUAAGAGCUCCAAUUCAGAAUAUCCGUUUUUGAAAGAUGACGAAGAGGAUGCCCCUGCCCGCCAGUCUGCGGUGAGCAGUAUGAGUUGCUCUGGGAGAGAUGCGAGCGGCGCUGCAGCAUCAUUGUCAAGUUGCGCAUACGGGGUAGGUAUUGUCAAUGCCGGAGAUUUGCAUCGCCAGGUGAACGCGCACCUGCUGCAAAUGUCUGCUUUGUCCGGAAGCAAUGCAUUCUCCGGAUCAGUGACACAGUCAGCACUGGAAGAUGCCUUUUUGGAUAUGGCCGGUUCACGUCUGGACGCUUCCAACGUGCUCUUGGGUAGCCGAAUGUCUGCGCCCCUCUGCAGUCACAAACAGCUGCCUGAUGAACAGUUCCAGGCAAAAAGUGCUGACAAUGCGCCAAGAUGUAGCAACAAAAGUGAGCAAUAG